AUGGAUCAGUAUAUUCCUCGUGUAUCGUCCCGAAAUAAUCGAUUUCGAACCAACGUGUUCACGGGUCACAUUCAGCCCAAUCAAAAGAAAUCACAGAAAUCAAAAUUUUCGUCAGAACUAGAACACAUUAACGCUUGGCAAAAAAUAGAAGACAAACUUGAUGAAAAAACUCAAUUCAAAGAUUUAAACACCAAAUUAGCUGCCCUUAUCGAAACAACCAGAUACAAUGAAGCCGAAUAUCACGAGUUAAUAGAUGAAUUAGAAAUAUUCAAAAAAUAUUUAAAUAUUGAGGCAUCAAACGUUCGAAAUAUGUAUGAAUGUGAGAUUGAACAAAUCCAAAAAAUGUUGGAUUUAUCCGAAAAGCAAAAAUUUAUUGAGGAUAUAGAUCCAUUUGUGCAAUUAAAUGAAGAACGAAAUACACGAUUUAAUCUUCAGAACCAUGUGAACGAUCUUCGUGAACAGCUAGAGUAUAUGAUUGCCGUUCAGAAUAUGAAUAAUAUCCUCAAAUAUCAAAUUCAUUCCAUUAAAAAUGAAAUUCAAGAUUGUAAUGAAAGCUCAAAAGAAAUGAUUGCCAAUAAAAAUGAAGAAAUACAGCAACUUAGGAAUUUAUUUGAAGACAUUCUUGCUCAAAUGGAAUUGAUAAAUGAUAAUAACAUUUCUAUCAAAUCCGAAAUCGAUGUUUAUCGAAAAUUGCUUGGGGAUGAAACAGAGCAAAUCUUACCGAGUGUUCCCAUUAGUUUAAAAUGUCGUCUUGGAAUUGUCAGAAGUUGA
This is a messenger RNA of Octopus sinensis (East Asian common octopus), 771 nucleotides long. RefSeq names its product intermediate filament protein ifa-1-like. The transcript has 4 exons. Bases 1 to 771 code for a protein of 256 amino acids. The record is from RefSeq and is a predicted model, not a curated record. NCBI's taxonomy places the organism in Eukaryota, Metazoa, Mollusca, Cephalopoda, Octopoda, Octopodidae.